Molecule: messenger RNA, 1296 nt
Organism: Trypanosoma theileri
Lineage: Eukaryota; Euglenozoa; Kinetoplastea; Trypanosomatida; Trypanosomatidae
Product: metal binding protein
Exons: 1
Coding region: 1-1296 (431 amino acids)
Cellular component (GO): cytoplasm; nucleus
Source: RefSeq, a predicted model, not a curated record
AUGUCUCGAAGAUACGUUUCGGAGUACGUAACGAAGCAGCUUUGCAAUGUUGCUGUGUUGGAAAGCUUAACAGAGACUGGAUCCGCAGCCACUGCGGUUAUUGGGACACACAACGGUACAUUCCACUGUGAUGAGGCAUUAGCAUGUGGAAUGCUGCGGUGCACUUCACAGUUUGCCGCAGCGAAUAUUCUCCGCACCCGUGAUGCGAGUAAAUUGGAAAAAUGUCACGUUGUGGUGGAUGUUGGUGGUGUGUAUGAACCAGAGAAAAUGCGUUUUGACCAUCAUCAGCCCUCUUUUCAAGGGACUAUGACUACACCAAAGGCCACCUAUCACACACGACUCUCAUCUGCAGGUCUUGUGUAUAAACAUUUUGGACGGGAGAUUAUUCAAUCGUAUGUGGAGUCGGCAUUGGCUUCACCCUACCGUGAACAACUUCUCACUUCAGGGGAUUGGGGAUCCAGUAAGAAAAACAUGACAGAGGAGGAACUGGAUUUACUCUUUGAUGUGGUCUAUCGUAACUUUGUGGAGCAUGUGGAUGGUAUUGAUAAUGGUAUCAAUGCCUAUGGACCUGCUGAAGAUGUGGAAGCCACAGAGAAUUCGGAUUCUACGGCUAAUAUUAAUAAUGAUAAUAAUACUAAUAAUAAGGUUAAAUCGUCGUGUGUGCAAAAGUACCGGGUGACGACGACACUCUCGGAUCGUGUGGGUGAUCUUCUCCCGUGGUGGAAUGAAGAGAAUCACGAUGAUGAUGCGGCCAUCAAUGCUGGAUUUCUGCAGGCCGUCUCUCUCGCCGCAUCGGAGUUCUUCCACUGUGUGCACUUCCACACCUUUGCGUGGCUGCCGGCCCGUCGCCGAGUGGCGGCUGCCUUCCACGACUCGUAUCGCAUUCACCCCAGCGGCCGCAUUGUCGUUCUCCCCGGCCCCGCCGGCUGCCCAUGGAAGGAACACCUGCGGGAUCUCGAGAAGGAGGAGGCCGCAUUAGUGACGGCUGCUGGAAAUAAUAAUGCGAAGAAAAACGAAAAAGAAGGAGAAGAAGAAAAAGUAAAGGGUGAAGGGCGGGUGUUGUAUGUUCUCUUCCCCGAUGGCCGCGGGGGUUGGCGCGUGCAGGCGGUGGGAGUUGACGCGGCGGGAUUUGCCCUUCGGCGGCCGCUGCCGUGGCGGGGACUCCGCGGGGCGGAACUGCAGGAGGCGAGUGGAGUGCCGGGCGGUGUGUUUGUGCACGCCUCGGGGUUUAUUGGGGGAAAUGAGACGUACGAGGGGGCACUGCAGAUGGCAAUAAAGGCCCUCACAACCGUCUAA